AGCAGCAGGGGAUUAUGGGAUGUUAAAACACAACAACCCUCAGCUGCAGCUUCACUCACUCACUUCACCAGAAUCACAGUGUCUUCUCUGAGAGGAACUCACUAACACCAAAUAUCCACUUUAUAUAUGUUUAUAUACACACAACGCUGAAGAAGUGACGUCAUCAAAGAAACAAUGGUUGGUCAUCAGCGGUUUCCCUGGAUUAAUAAUCCAACACGAGCAACAGCAGCAGCUUCAGCCAAGCAGGAACACGACGACGUGUCGUCACGUUUCCUCCGUAGCAGAAAAACACGCACCUGUCGGCGUCCGUGUCCGAUGGUCGGACUCUCCGCGCUCUGUUUACUGCUAUUCGUGAUCUGCGCCGCACUCACUGUCCUGUAUGCUAACAGGUCAAACAGGAAACCGGACAUGCAGAGACUCUUCCGCUACCAGAACAUGAGCGACAGAUUCCUCGCUCUCACCAAAGUAAACGUUGACCUGAAGACGGACAACGAGGUCUUGAAGGCGCAAAGUGUCCAAAUCAACGAGCAGAACAGACUCCUCAACAGGACGUCCGCUGACCUCGAGUCCAUGAAUCUCGCUCUCACUUUGGAGAGCAGAGAGCUGGCGGAGCAAGUCGUCAAUCUUACCUCUACGAACGCACAGUUCGAGGAAGAACGCGAGCAACUGGUGGUGUACUCGUAUGAGCGGGAGGAGAAGAUGGCGAACAUGUCGCAGACCGUCGAUCAGCUGCUGAGCUCCAACGCUUGGCUGCAGGAGGAGAACCAACGAGUGUCCGAGACAAGUGACUUACUGAGAGACGAGCUGCUCCGAGUGAGGGAGAAGAAUCAGGAGCUGGAGGAGAUCAGCGAAGGGUUUCAGAGAGAAAUUCAAAAUCUGACCGAGAAGAUUAGAGCCUUUUCGAGGGACUGCGACGAGAAGUUGACUCAGCUUCAAGAACAAAAGCAGAACCUGAGCAUGAUGCAGAUGAAAGACCAACAGGAGGCAGCAGAGAGAACCAGAAGCAAGAUGAAGGAAGUGGACAAGAUGGUGGCGGACAUACUUUCAGCGAAGGAGGCGUACCGCGCUUUAGACCUUUACUGUCCUGUGGUUAACCAGAAAACGAAAGAGCGUUUCUGUAAAAAAUGCCACAACAGCUGGAAACAGUUUGAGACAAAGUGCUACUACUUCUCCUCUCGCACACUGGACUGGAGCUCUAGCAGGGCCUGGUGUCGGACACAAGGGGGCGACCUGGUCAUCAUUAACAGUGAACAAGAGCAGAGGUUCAUGUUCGACAGCGGUCGCACUCUGGAGCCGUCCGGUGCUCGGCUGUGGGUCGGUAUGAGCGACGAACAUCAUGAGGGACAGUGGCACUGGGUGGAUGGAAGCAAAGUCACCUCAGAUGUGCAGUUUUGGCUGAGCAGAACCGGAGUCGGUGCUGAGCCCGAUGACUGGAACCUGGACGACCCUCGAGGUGAAGACUGCGGACACAUAGACGUCAGUGAAGACACACUCAAGUCCUGGAUGGACGGAUCCUGCCAGAGAACUUACAGAUGGAUCUGCGAAAAGAACAUUUAGCUUUUCUCAUAUUUUGUCAGUUUCUACAACGACAUAAUGCCAACAGUGUACAUUGAACAUUUUAAAUUUUUAUUUAGUAAAGUUUGUACAUUAUACAUUUUUCAUUCUUCAAUAAAUCAACAGAAAAUCGG
This is a messenger RNA of Solea solea (common sole), 1688 nucleotides long. RefSeq names its product asialoglycoprotein receptor 1-like. The record is from RefSeq and is a predicted model, not a curated record. The coding region runs from base 175 to 1557 and encodes 460 amino acids. The transcript has 7 exons. Lineage: Eukaryota; Metazoa; Chordata; Actinopteri; Pleuronectiformes; Soleidae.